This is a messenger RNA of Closterium sp. NIES-65, 1062 nucleotides long. The record is from the annotation of a GenBank genome assembly. Lineage: Eukaryota; Viridiplantae; Streptophyta; Zygnematophyceae; Desmidiales; Closteriaceae.
AUGCUUACGCGGCUCCAGGCCGAGGAGCGACAGAUGGAUAUCGUGCUAUCGCGUGUGAAGGUGGAGCUUUCCGAGUCCAUCCACGUCAUGCCACGUGUCACGCGAAACCUCCGGCUUUACCGGAUCGAGGCUCGGCUCGACCCGAAGCUGUUCCCGCCACCCAACAACGCGGUGACCCUGUGGGACGCUGACAAGGACGGGAUCCUCCGACCAGAUGCAUCAACGGUGGAGAUGCAGCGAGAGGGGACCAGUGAAUCUCUGGUGGAGCUUCGUGUGGAGCUGAAGCAGGGGGAGGAAGUGUACAGUGUGGAAGAACGGUUAGGGGCGGUGGUGGGGAUGAGAGUGGCGACCAGGCUGCAAGUCUUGGAGGGCCUUUGGAAUCAUAUCAGGGCUAACAAGCUACAGGACCCCUCGGAUCCUUCCUCUUUCACCUGUGAUUCUACCCUCCAAGCCCUCUUCAAGCAAGACAAGCUCAGAAUCUCCUCCCUCCCUAUCCACAUCUCCCCAUUCCUCUCUCCACCACCGCCUCUCACCAUCACCCACCGCAUCUCCCUCGCCACCUGCCCCACACACUCCGCCACACUCCCUUCUUUAGAUCCUCCCUUUCAUCCACUGGGCCCACCCACCACCCUCCCUUCGUAUGAGACCCUCCCUCCUGUUUCAGCAGACACCUGUGUGGAUGUGACUGUAACAGAAGCUCCUGCUCUCGCAGCGGAGACAGCCCGUGUGAUUGCAGCGAUGGGUCAGCAGCCAGAGAUUGAUGCUAUUGAUGCAGCCAUGGCAAAAGAUGCUGAGCUUUUAGCUAAGCACCGGCGGCGUCGCGCCUUUUUCCUAGCGUUUUCACACUCUCCUGGGGAGUUUAUCAGGGACUUGAUGGUUUCACAGCAAAGAGAUCUGGAUCAGAUGCAGCAGGGAGGAGUGGAAGGUGCUGGAGGUGCACAGGCAUUUGGUCCUGAGACUGCAGACCAAGAUGCAGAGUUUUAUGCUCUCCCGUGGGUGGAUGAUGCCCUUCUGAGGUACCUGAAUCGCCAUGCCAUGGGUACUGAAGGCUUUGCGUUGUAA